UAAUUAAAGUAAAAAAUUAAUUAAUUAAUAAAAAUGGUUUUUGAAUCAAUCGUCACGGAAUUGUUAAACAAAAUAUUGGGAGAGUAUGUUGAAAAUUUGGAUUACAAGCAAUUAAAAUUAAGCUUGUGGGGUGGUGAUGUCGUCCUCAAAGAUCUUUUGAUAAAAGAGAGCGCUUUAGAUGUCUUGGAUCUCCCAAUAAAGCUCGAAUAUGGUCGAUUAGGUAAACUAAUCCUCAAAAUCCCAUUCAAAGACAUCUGGAACGGACAAAUCGACUGCAUAAUCGAAGAACUCUAUUUAUUAAUAGUCCCAUCAAGCCAAGUAAAAUAUGACCCGGAGAAAGAAGCGAAGUACUCUUUGGACGCGAAGCACGCGGAGCUUGCUCGCAUCGAGAAAAACAAGCUGCUGUUGGAGCAGUCUAAGCAGGCGGAAAAAAUCGACGACUCUAUGCUCGAAAAGCUCCUCGCGCGGAUGAUCAAGAACAUCCACGUGGAAAUCAAGAGCAUCCACGUGCGCUACGAGGACCACGUGACCUUCAAGCCACACGAGUUUGCAAUCGGCUUGACACUAAACCGGUUAGCACUCGAGUCCUGCAACACCUCCUGGACGACCACGGAGAACAUGAAGGACAUGUACUCAAUCCCGCAGAUCUUCAAGCUGCUAACCCUGGACGGGUUCUCCAUCUACUUAAACCCGAGUCUGAUGCAGUUCAGCAAGCAAGCUUCCAGCGCUUACUUAAAGCUGUUCCAUGACUCGAUAGCUACUACAGAGAAUAUUCCUCCGGACUAUCAGUAUCUUUUAGGACCCAUCAACGUCAAAGCUAAAUUGAAGCUCAACCCUAAGCCGGAGACUGAUGGGAGCAACUACCAGAUCCCUAAAAUUUGGUUAGAUCUUGAGAUGGAGAAGCUAAGGAUUGGCUUGACAAAGCGGCAAUACGCCACCUUGCUACAGCUCGGUGAAGGUCUCGACAGAGCGAAGAAAGCAGCGCCGUUCCGCAAGUUCCGUCCCGAUGUUCCAAGUUACCGUGGGCACUACAAAGACUGGUGGAAGUUCACGUACAAAUGCGUGUUAGAGGAACACGUCGUAAGAUGUCGCCGUAAUUGGAACUGGGCGCACAUGAAGGAACACCGCGACCUCUGUCGGGAGUACGCGGAAGUUUACCAAACCAAACUAACCUCUAAAAAGCCUGUUCCAGCGAUAGAAGAACGGCUGACGCACUGCGAGCGACAUCUGGAUCUUUUUAACCUUGUUGUGAUCCGCCAACAAAUAGAACUCGAGGUAGAGCGACUCGCUGAGAAGCAGAAGAGCAUCAAGGCUGAGCGAGGAUGGUUCGGGUUCCUCUGGGGUUCCUCUCAGCAGAAAGAAGAAGAGGAACUCAAUUCAGCUGCUGCGAUUAUGAAAAAAUUCCAAGAUGCUAUGACCCCAGCGGAAAAGGAAAAGUUGUACAGAGCUAUUGAUUAUCAGGAAAAUUCUGCUCCUGCUCACUAUCCGGAACACUAUGAAAUGGUGGACAUGAUGUUCUAUCUUCAUGGAUUGCAGAUUAGUGUUUCUGAUACGGAUAAAGAGGAGCCUAGUGUUCUGGAUGUGGCGCUAAAUGGCGUGCGCAGUGCGUUUAAACUUAGGCCUGCUGCUAAUUCGGUUUUUGUUACUGUCUCGUUGAAGGAGAUGCGGAUGCUUGGGGUUAAGCAGAAGGAUGAAAUACCUGAGUUGGUUCUUAGUGAACAUGAAUGCUCGGAUGUGCUUUUUAAUGUUAGUUAUGAGAAGAAUCCGCUGGAUAAAUCUUGUGGGGAUAGAGUUAUUGUUAAUUCUAAGGCUGUUCAUUUUGUGUAUGAUGCGCAGACCAUUAUUGAAUUAGUUAAAUUAUUCAAGGUAUCAAAUCAAUCCGCUCUAAAUCAGAUCCAGCAAGCUGCUGCCGAAAGAUUAGAAGGCCUGAAGGAAAUGUCAGCCUUAGGAUUGGAAUACGCGAUCCAGAAGCACUCUCAACUGGACAUCCAAGUAGAUUUAGAAGCUUCCCAAUUGAUUGUCCCGCAGAACGGAUUCUACCGCGAAAAGGAGUCGAUGAUCGUGAUAAACCUCGGAAGCCUGAAAAUACACACCCUGGCGAAGCCAAAAGACGAAAUGUCCUCGCAGUCGGUGCGACAGCUGGUCAGCAUGGGCAAGAGCGAGGAAGAUAUCAUGAUGCACUUGCGUGAGCAUUCUUACGACCGAUUCGCCCUCAAAAUUGUCAACUUCCAAGCGCUGGUGGUGACCAAAAACGAGGACUGGAGAGUCGGACUAUCAAUGUCCUCCAGCCCGAUGGUGAUCUUGCAGCCUACUACCUUGGAGAUUCAGUUCCACAAGUGCCUAGUGACCGACGACCCGGUUCUGCCCAAAAUGAGGAUCAUCGGAGAGUUGCCUUCUUUGGCGCUCUGCAUUCCCGGAACUCGGCUCCUGGAAGCUGUUUCUAUUGUCCAGAGUAUUCCUUUCCCUGAAGAUGAGUCUGAGAUCCAGCCUAUGCCUCUUGCUAAAUCCAUGUCACAGCUGUCGAUCAAUUACGUUAAGGAGCUCGCGAAACCGGUUGUUGAAGUUACUGAGGACGUAGUUGUGCAAACUACUGAUCUAGAGGCGAAAUUUGUCAUGCAGGAGUUCACUUUGACGGUCUUUAAAACUGAGGAAGUCAAGCCUUUUAUAAAAGUUGAGGUCUUGAAAGUAGAAGCUGAAAUGACAACUCGUAGCUAUGAGCAGGACAUCAAGCUGAGAUUGGGAGGAAUCCAGGUAACACAGUACCACAAAGACGAGGAGAUAUUUAUGAUAAACACGCCGAUGACCUCUGGACACCAAGUGUAUCUGAUAGUCCUGAACUUCAUGGCCGUGAACAAACGCUCGCCGGAAUUUACGACUCGCCACGGCUCGGUGGUUAAUCUUCUUAGGCUUGAGUUUACUACCCUGGAUGUUCUUCUGCACCAAGAGUCGCUGAUCAGUGUUCUGAAGUAUGUCAACGAAGUUCAGGACAAAGUCACUCCGCGCAGUUCGUUAGAAUCUAGAGUUGCGACCACCAGAGAUAAGUUUUCUCAACUUUCCGCAAUCCAGGAAGACACCUCGAUGUUUUUCAAAGAUCAGCAGAAAAAAGCCAAAGGCAGAAGUAAGAAAGUCGUUGUAGAGUGCAUUGACUUGAAGAUAAAAGCCAAAUUUGGAACCAUUAGUCUGAAGAUUGCCAAUGAGAAGCAAGAAAUUAGUGCAUUCUUGAUUCAAGGGAUCACUGCGGGAUAUAUUAUGAAGGUGUCUUACUCUCAAGCAAACGUAAUCCUAACCUCAAUAAUAAUCCAAGACUUGAACCCGAAGUCAAUUUACAAUAACAUAGUCUCCGUAGAAAGCGGAGAAUCUUUACAAGUCCAAGCAGUGAUUUACAACGUGGAAGCUCACGAAAACAAGAACAAUAUGUCGAUAAAAAUAAGCAUGGGUUGCCAUCGUGUAGUGUUCCUCAACGACUUUGUCUCCCGAGUGAUGAACUUCCUGAACAACUUCCAAGCGGCGCAGGAGGCAAUCGCCGAAGCUUCAGCUGCAGCCGCAGAGGUCGCUCGGACCAACAUAAAAGACGCUCAAGCUUCCGCAACACGAGUCGAACUUUCUAUCAAAUUAAAAGCGCCUGUAAUUUACGUUCCAAUGAAUUCUAAGUCCGAGCACUGUCUGAUGCUAGACAUGGGAGAGCUAACAAUUUACAACAGCCUUAAAUCUCUUAACGUUGAAGAAGAAGAGGCUCCAGUAGUCGACGAAAUGAAGAUAGAGCUCGCUAAUUUGAAGCUAUCGCGCGUUAGACUGACGGAAAACUUCCAAAUGGAGAACGAAAUUUUAUUGUUGCAGCCGGUAAGCUUUGGACUGUUGAUAAAGAGGAAUUUGUCUUCUUGGUACACUUCAAUCCCAGAUAUUGACAUGUACGGAAGACUUAAACAGAUUGAAGUGCUGCUUAGCAAGCAGGACUACGCUAUGAUCCUCAAAGUCCUUGAAGAGAACCUCAACGAGUCUGAUGAGUCUCCAGGUCAGAAAGAAACUGCUCGAGAGCGAAAAGAGAUCCAAAGAACCAGCGCCCGAGAAGAAGUGGACGUUCAAAUAACCGAACGGCAAACUUCCGAGGGUCAGAAAUCAGCCAGAGCUUCGGUAAAGUUCGAGUUCAUCAUGGACAGCUUCGUGAUAAACCUCUUUACCGGCGGAUCCAAGCUACUGCAGAGCAAAACUUCACCCUUGCACUUGCCGGAAAAUGGUCUGGCUCAGUUCGGGCUUACCCACUUUGCAGUCAAGGGGACAAUUUUUGCUGAUGGGUUAUUAGCGACCUCUAUAUUGCUGAUGAACUGCACUCUGGAUGACAAGAGGCAGAACCGACAGGGUCAGCUGACUAGAAUCAUGGAGCGAACUAACCCUCUGACGGACGCUGAGGAAAACUCAAAGCGCAGCAUGUUGGACGUAACAAUUCGCCAGAGUGUCAAUGACAUCUUUAUUGAUGUUAAAGUAUUCUCUUUUAGUAUCAUUGUAUCGCUGGAUUACCUACUGAAGAUAAAGGACUUCUUUACCAUCCAAGCAGUGCAAACUCAACCGCAGGUAACUGUCCAGAAGUACACAGAAGUAAAGAAAAAAGCCGCCGCAAGUAACCAAUCAAUGAUCACCCUAAACCUCCAUAUUGAAAAACCGGACAUAAUCCUAAUGGAAGACAUGGACAACAUCGACUGCAACUGCAUAGUAAUGAAUACCGAGUUGAUAAUCAAAGUCCGACUAAUAGGUGACCAUCAGGUGAUAAACGGUUCAGUUACCGACCUCUCGGUCCUCACAGGAAUAUACAACCCCACCAAGCGCGCUGAUUCUGUUUACCAAGUCCUAAAACCCUUCAGCGUUAGCAUCGCAGGUUCCACUCCCGAUAACAAAGGCUUGCAUAUCGACAUCUGCUGUACCGACAUCCACGUGUCGGUAUCUCCGGGAGUGAUAGAGAUUCUGAGCAGGGUGAUGCGAGGACUGACCUCUAGCGACGAAGAAGCAGACCAAUUCAUCAGACCGGAUCCUUCUCACCAAGGAUUAUGGCUCAUUACUCCCUACGACGAGUCAGAGUACUGGUUCCUGAAGACAGAGGUCGCCACUGAGGCGUUCGAAGAACUGAACUUCGUAGAAGACAGUAUAGUUGCCUACAAACCAGAAUUAGCAAUUAUUUCAGCGCCUAAUAUCCUUCUAACCCUAGAAGCGGGGGUCGGUAACAAGACUCUGCCGAUGCUGAUGCUAAAUUUAGGCUUCCAGAGCAGUGUUAAUGACUGGAGUACCAGAACAAUGAGCAUAGAAGCGACCAUUUCGGUGAUAAUGGCGUAUUACAACAGCAGGCUCGCCCUCUGGGAGCCGCUGAUAGAACCCGUGGAGGUUAUGGGCCAGAACGGCGAGCGGAACUCCAGUUCCUGGGAACUUAAGAGCAAGAUUCAGUUCCACGAUCUCGCACCAGACUCCAGGGGCGCUAGUGCUGUCUCUCCGAGCUGCGAAAGCGAGCCUGAGGAUUUGCACCAGUCAAAAAUGUCAAUUGACAUUGAUUCUUCGGAGAACUUGGAGAUUACCGUCACUAAAACUUGUUUUGAGGUUAUGGAACAGCUUAGCAAGGCUUUUACUAGCGCUAUGGACGCCAAGGAAUCGGUUCCGAGGCUCGCUCCUUAUGUUCUGAAGAACGAAACGGGUCUCAAGCUGACUUUAGACCUCCAAGCGAGUAAUUUUGUUAUUUUGGAUAAGAAUUUACAGCCUGAGGGCAAAGAAGAUGAUAAGUACAAAGAAGUAGUUCUUGAAACUGCCGCUACGAUACAAUUGGCGCCACUGGUUGAUAAAAGAGACUCCGUUAUGCUUGAGCAGAUGAGAACUUCCGUUCAGAUGAACAAUGAUUAUAAUUUGAUGAUCAAUUUUGAUGGAAUUGAUAAUCAGCUGGUAAUUCCGGUGCUCAGGGCGGAUAAAAGGUUCUUUUCUUUGAAGUACAGGAAGGAAAGUUCGGAAGAGUGGGGAAUUAUUUCGGAUGUUGUUGUGGAAAAUGGCAGCACUGUUGUAGCCUUAAGGAGUGUCUUGCAAGUUCAUAAUCAUUUUACUGAAAAUGUUUCGGUUUAUUACAUGACCAAAAGAGGAAAUGAGGUGGAGUGUGUUGGGAAUGUUAAGCCGGAGGAGAAACUUAGCUUGCCGCUUGAUGCUGUUUAUACGCCGACUAAUAUUUACUGGCUGUUCUUCAGUGUUGAGGGGUAUAUGGUCUCUGUGGAACCUUUUGUGUGGAAGGAUUUACAAAAGACUCUUAGUAUGACGAAGUUACUUAAGUGCGAGCCAAGGAAUAAACAGUCCAAGGAACCGUUUUAUAUGCAGGUCGUUGGUGAAAUAGAACAAGUGUAUUUUGAAAAUACAACACGUCAUACAAUGUCAAGUACUAUUUAUAAUAUACAUUUAUAUCCGUCAGUUUAUUUGAAAAAUUUCCUACCAAUUGAUAUUGUUAUAAUAUUGCCUGGUAUGGUGGAAGAAAAAAUUGUUAAAGCUAGUACAACGAUACAACUACCGACUGUUGACUCUAAUAAUUCAAAUAUUAUUAUCAAGCUUUCGCAGUAUCUCGAAAAAGACUGGUCUUGUAAAGGCGACAUCGUAGCAAAUCCUCCUGAAUUUUCCGUUUGGUCUUUCGAAUCAUUCGACAGCCCUUCAAAAGUAAUUAUGGAUUUAGGAAUGCACUGUUCAUUUAAACAUGGGUCUGUCGUAAUGGCGCUUUAUUGCCCCUUUUGGAUGCUUAAUAAAACAGGAUUAAUGCUGGCCUACCGCAAAUCAAGUAAAGGUGGCAAAGAGACGAGUCCAUUCAAGAAAUUAUGUAUGCGGCGACGAAGACGACAAGGUCAUAAUUCCGGGCAUAAAGGGAAAUCGAACCCAGAAGACUACCUGAACGUGAUCUACCACCCAGAGUCCUACAAAGGCCCGAUUUUAUUCUCGUUCCGUUCAAAAGCGUUCUUCGGUAAGAAAAAAGCAAUGGUUCGGGUAGAAGACGGGGACUGGUCAGACAAAUUCCCAAUCGAUGUCGCUGGAAGCAAAGGAGUCGUAGUCUGCCGUUACAACGGAACAGACUACCACUUGGGUGUCCACAAUCAACUGACCUACAAUUCCCUAACCAAGCAGAUAACCUUCACACCUUUCUUCAUCCUAAUCAACAACUCAGACUUCCUAAUCGAGUGCCAGGAAGCUUACCGCCCAGCAAGCCCAAUAAUGCGCGUUCCUCCCGGAGAAGUAAAAGCGCUCUGGCCAGAGUCUGACCAGCCGCGAAAGAUGCUAAUCGCUAUGGCAGCGGGUUCUCCUGAGAAAACAGCAGCGUUCGUCUACACCGAGGUGCACACGACGCUUUUAAAGCUUGACAACAAAUACGGAGGGAUCAACGUCGACAUCCAGAUCAAUGAAGGCGGAACUUACAUCUCUCUGUCAGCUUAUUCUCCAGGAAACGCUCCAGCGUUGAUAAUUAAUCACACUCCCUACACAGUGGACCUCUACGAGAAGGGCUCGAUGAACAUCCGGAGCUUGCAGAGCUUCAACAGGAUGUUCUACACCUGGGAAAAUCCUUCGGGACCUCGGACGCUCCUUUGGGAGGACAACAGCAAGAAGGAGAUCGAGAACGACCUCCGCAAGGACAACCUGGGUGCUUUCACUCUCCCUGAGGUUGAAGAAGAGAUCUUCUAUGUCUCCUUCCUGGACGGAUUCCAGCGGGUGCUUUUAUUCACCAACAAUCUCAAGAUUGCUGAAGAUUGCCAGCUUGUGGGCGACCUGGAGGUCAUCGACCAGGAGAUCACCUUAAACAUCCAUGGAGUAGGACUCUCUUUAGUCAACAAUCUAACCAGAGCUGAGCUGCUGUACCUGAGAAUCGCAAGCUCUGGGAUAAUCUGGGAGACCAGGAAGACAAUCGGCAGCCGCUGGAAGCCUCUGACCUCCACUGAAGUCCUAGUAAUUGAAGAAGGCUACCAGAAGUACCUCCGGGAGGUCCAACUUGGUACCGAGCCGCCAUACCGGGUGAUGCUGGAGCCCAAGUUGAUGGUAGACUUCCAGAACAUGGAGAUGCUAAGGCCUCAUAGAAGGUACAUGCGAAGGACCUUCCAGACUGGACUCUGGAUCCAGUACCGGACCUCAGCGCAUCAAGUACAGCUUCAUGCUAAGAUAAACAGGCUCCAGAUUGACAACCAGCUUGCUGAGUGUGUCUUUCCGGUGAUCUUAGCUCCUGUUCCUCCGCCAAAAAGUGUUGCGAAUUCGGUGAUCAAACCUUUUGCUGAGCUGAGCUUGGUCAAGCGGCUCCUGGAGCACAGCACUGUUCAGCAAUUCAGGUACUUCAAGUUCCUGAUCCAAGAGUUCCAUGUCAAGGUUGAUAUUGGGUUCAUCAACGCGCUGAUGACUUUCUUUGAAGCUAACGAGGUUAAUGACGCUGAAGAAACAAGAUUAUUCGCAGUAGACAUGAAGCUGGUUGACGAACCACUAAUGUACCACGUCGCAAUGAUCACCACAGCCGAGCAAAAGAACUUCUUCGACCUGCUCCACUUCUCUCCCUUAAAAAUCCACGUUAGCUUCUCCAUGACCGGCGGAGGAGGAGGUCCUUCUGCUGUUCCUCAAUUCCUCAAUGUCCUACUUCAAGGAAUCGGAGUCACUUUAACAGACAUCAAUGACAUAGUCUUCAAAUUUGGGUACUUUGAGCGAGACUAUGUGUUUAUGACCAACAACCAGUUGAUCAAUGAAGCUACUAGUCAUUACACCGGCCAGGGAAUCAAGCAGCUGUACGUCCUAGUCCUGGGUCUUGAUGUAAUCGGGAAUCCUUAUGGAUUAGUCGUAGGAGCGAUGAAAGGAGUCGAAGACUUGUUUUACGAACCCUUCCAAGGAGCGAUUCAAGGACCUGGUGAAUUCGCAGAAGGUCUUCUUUUGGGAGUCAGAAGCAUGCUUGGUCACACUGUUGGAGGCAUGGCUGGUGCAGUGUCUAAAAUCACCGGUGCGAUGGGAAAAGGUCUAGCUGCGCUGACCUUUGAUAAGGAUUAUCAGAGGAAGCGCCAGGAGGCGCUUAAUAAGCAGCCCGCUAACUUGCAAGAAGGAUUGGCUAGAAGCGGCAAAGGUCUGGUGAUGGGAUUCGUUGAUGGAGUCACUGGAGUGGUGAUGAAGCCCAUUUCCGGGGCGAAGGAAGAAGGCGUUGAAGGGUUCUUCAAAGGCUUCGGGAAAGGAAUGGUUGGAUUAGUAACAAGGCCCACUGCGGGAGCGAUUGAUUUCGCCAGUGGAUCCUUUGGAGCUGUAAAGAGAGCCACGGAACUUUCUGAGGAAGUUAAGAGAGUUAGGCCUCCGAGGUUCCUCAGGCCUGAUUGUCUAGUAAGGCCUUUUAUUUACGCCGAGGCUGAAGGCAACAAAAUUUUGUUUGAUUUGGAGAAAGGUAAGUACGCAAAUACUGAUGUUUACUUCCAUCAUACCUUCGUCGGGAAAGAUGUACUACUGAUGACGGAUAAAAGGAUCGCGUAUAUUGAGCACAGCGACCUCUUUGGAGGCUGGAAGGUCGAGUGGGGAUACACCUGGCAGGAAAUUACUGAGCCUAGGAUUAUUGAAAAGGGGGUUCAGAUUUCUGUUAAGGAGGCGAGGAAGAAAAAACUUGGAGGGUUGUUUGGGUCCGAUGCUGCGGGGAAAAUUAUUCUUAUUAGUGAUCUGACGGUUAAACAUCAGGUUUUUAAUAUUAUUAGGAAUAAAAUUGAAAAAAUUGAAUCGUAAUAUGUUUUUUUUUUUUUUUUUCUAUGAGACUGCCAUUUUUGAUUAUUUUUUUUUUUUACUUUGCACAAAGUUUAAAAAGCGCGCACAUUUUUGUUUGGUUUUUUUUUUUUACAUUUUUUUGAGGUUAUUUAUUUUUUUUUAAGGUUAAGAAUUUUUACGGCCAUUUUGCGUGUGCGCAUGCGCGUCAAGUCGGCCAUUUUGUUGAAGUAUAGUUUUUUUCUCAGGAAGUUUAAGGAAAAGAUUUAAAAAACAAUCAAGGCCUGUACAAUAACGAAAAAAAAUAAAUAUAUUAUAUAAUAAUUAUUAUUAGUGUUUAUAUUGGAGAAUAUAAAUAUAUCAUAUUUAUAUAGAAAAAGUUUUUGACUAGUUACGGUUAUAAAAAAAAUUUUGUGAUUAGCCGUACUUAGUCAAAUAGCUUUUUUUUCAUUUGUUUUUUAAGCA
Messenger RNA from Cotesia glomerata, 10164 nucleotides. RefSeq names its product vacuolar protein sorting-associated protein 13 (gene Vps13). The record is from RefSeq and is a predicted model, not a curated record. Gene Ontology annotation, cellular component: extrinsic component of membrane. NCBI's taxonomy places the organism in Eukaryota, Metazoa, Arthropoda, Insecta, Hymenoptera, Braconidae. Gene Ontology annotation, biological process: protein retention in Golgi apparatus; protein targeting to vacuole. Bases 34 to 9723 code for a protein of 3229 amino acids. The transcript has 16 exons.